UUUUUAUUGUGGAAAUAUUCGUCUUUUGCAUCGUCAGACGGUUUCUGUCCUUGCUUUUUGAUCUGGGUGCUCGAUUUCAGCGAACCCGGUCCUUCAUUCGGUCAAAUCCCUCCAAAUUGCACCCUUUAAACGCGGACACUAGAUAACAGCAACUGCAUCCAGCGGGUCUGAUCUCCUGACAGCUCCUGUGCUCGAGCUUGAUAUAUUAAAAUUAUCGGCGGUGCUUGAUCUGUGUAUCGCCAGCUAGUCUCGACUUGUCUCCUGCAGCUGAUAGCCCAGUUUUGGCUAGCAGACCUCUCGUGCAAUAGGGUCAUCACCACCGGUCUUGUUGGAAGAAGCAUAUUCCCCUCAUAUCCCUACCAGGUCGCCUCACAUACUGUGUCUACUACUAUCAAGAUGUCGAUCAACUGGGUGAUGCUUCAUGAGCGCGAUGCCUUCGUUCGUCUUCCCAAUGAACAGCUGAUAUAUACAUCCCCGCCAAGGACAAGUUUCUCCUUGCAACCACUCAGUUCAUAUAAAGGCAAUGAAUCUCUAUCAGUCCAGUGCAGCGCCGGUCAAAUACACCUCACAAACCAGCGGGUUGUCUAUCUUCCCUCUCAGAAAGCAAAAGACCUCCAGUCAUUUUCCGCGCCACUUCUCAACGUACACGAUACACAUGUUUCGGCUCCAUUUUUUGGUCCAAAUGUGUGGAUGGCUCUCGUCCAGCCGGUUGCCGGUGGAGGAAUUCCUCCUGGGUUGCCUGCUGUCCAGUUGAAAGUGACGUUUAAGGAAGGGGGAGCUUUCGACUUCCACAAUCAUUUUGAGCGUAUCAAGGAACGCCUCCAACAAGCCGUUGAAAUAUCCACAGAAAGUUCUCGGGGCCAAAGUUCUGUUGAUAUGUCUGCCAUCCAUCUAGACGAGCUGCCUGCCUAUGAUGGCCCACGCAAUGACACACCAAGUGCCAGUUGUAACGAAGGUCCAUCUGUGUCACCACGUGCGCGGGCUGCUCCAGAGACAGGUUCGGAGCCUUCAGAACCGCCACCGGGAUAUGAAGAGGUUCAGCAACAGAGUGUUGCUCACGAACUGGAGGAGAGGCUGCGCCGUGCUAGUUGAUGCGGUAUUACCGAAGAAUUUCGGAAAGUGAGGAUCGGGCUUCAUCGGCAAACAGCUCGUUUAUCUGUCGCUUUUCUCCUCAUUUUUUGUUGCUUACCUUCCCCUUUUUUGCUUUGUCUCGAGACAUGCUCGAGGAAUUGAGGGUUCUCAUGUACAUUUAGCGAAUGAUUCAUACAAUAGCGAUCACUAAGACGAUUUAAAAUAGAACACACGAGUCUUCCAGCAAGUGAACC
Aspergillus wentii DTO 134E9 is the source of this 1325-nucleotide messenger RNA. RefSeq lists its product as uncharacterized. Gene Ontology annotation, biological process: positive regulation of DNA-templated transcription. The record is from RefSeq and is a predicted model, not a curated record. Gene Ontology annotation, molecular function: chromatin DNA binding; transcription coactivator activity. The coding region runs from base 397 to 1092 and encodes 231 amino acids. The transcript has 4 exons. NCBI's taxonomy places the organism in Eukaryota, Fungi, Ascomycota, Eurotiomycetes, Eurotiales, Aspergillaceae. Gene Ontology annotation, cellular component: nucleus.